AACUCGCCUUUUUUACUCGAGUAGAGUAGCGACAGCUCGCGAGGCAGAGACAGGAUAGGAUUAUCUCUCCCACACUCGCUCCCCCCAGCCAUGGCCAUGGCCGCGGCCGCCUCCCUCCUGCCGGCGAGCGCCGCCCCAACCCUCCCCGGACGCGCCUUCCGCCCGCCCCGCAACUCCACCCCGACGGCCUCCCUCUCCUGCGAUGGCGGCUCCCGCUGCCGCGGCGUCGGCCUCGGCGUCAUCCUCGGUGGGUGUCGCGCGCAAGGCGUUCGACGGAAUGCCGCAGCCGAGACCUACGUCCCAGGCUCCGGCAAGUACAUCGCCCCGGACUACCUCGUGAAGAAGGUGACGGCCAAGGAACUGGAGGAGCUGGUGAGGGGGGAGAGGAAGGUGCCCCUCAUCGUGGAUUUCUACGCGACGUGGUGCGGACCCUGCGUCCUCAUGGCCCAGGACAUCGAGAUGCUUGCAGUUGAAUAUGAAAACAAUGCCCUGUUUGUGAAGGUGGAUACUGAUGAUGAAUAUGAACUUGCAAGAGAUAUGCAGGUAAGAGGACUUCCAACACUGUAUUUCUUCAGUCCAGAUCAAAGCAAAGACGCCCUAAGGACUGAGGGACUGAUUCCUAUUGAUAUGAUCAGAAAUAUCAUUGAUAAUGAAUUGUGAUCGCUAGGAUAUAGGGACAUAGUUGAGAUUUUGAUGUUUGAAGUAUUUUAGCCACUAGUAGAUGUGAUAGAUUUGAGCUUUCUGAUCUUUAGUGGGAAGGUUCUGAAUCUUCUGGUACGCAGAGUCUGCGUGUGGAAUGUAGUAUGUUAUAUGUGGGGUUCGUGCUUCAGACUAACAAGCUACUCUAUAAUUCAGUUAUUCUUCCUAGUUCAAGAUAAAACGGUUUUUGCA
Molecule: messenger RNA, 891 nt
Organism: Oryza sativa Japonica Group (Japanese rice)
Lineage: Eukaryota; Viridiplantae; Streptophyta; Magnoliopsida; Poales; Poaceae
Source: RefSeq, a predicted model, not a curated record